AUGAAGCCUGUUGCGCUUUUCCUCUCGCUGUUUGUCUUCUUCGGCCUCGUUGCUGCGUGGUCCAAAGAAGACUAUGAGAUCUUUGGUCUACAAAACGAUGUGGCCACGAAUGAAGGUGCCAAUGUGACCUUCUAUGACCUCCUCGAGAUCCGUCCCAAUGCCAAUCAGGAGCAGAUCACCAAGGCCUAUCGCAAGAAGUCGAGAACCAUCCACCCCGACAAGGUCAAGCGCGCCUUCAUCGCCAAUUACGCCAAGGACAAGAGCAAGGCCAAGUCAAACCAGGGGGUGAAUGUCAACAGGGGUCCCACUCAGCGUGAAAUCGACGCGGCGGUCAAGAAUGCUGAUGCUCGCUCUGCCCGUCUGAAUCUCGUCGCCAACGUCCUCCGCGGCCCCAACCGUGAGCGUUACGAUCACUUCCUCAAGAAUGGCUUCCCCUUGUGGAAGGGCACUGGAUACUACUACUCGCGCUUCCGUCCUGGUCUGGGCUCUGUGCUGAUCGGCCUGUUCCUGGUCUUUGGCGGUGGUGCUCACUACGCUGCCCUGAUCCUUGGCUGGAAGCGCCAGCGCGAGUUCGUCGAUCGCUACGUUCGUCAAGCCCGCAGAGCUGCCUGGGGUGACGAUAUGGGUGUUCGUGGUAUCCCUGGAAUUGACUCUCUCGGAGCUACCCCUCCUCCUGCCCAGGAGUCCGGUGAGACCGGCGCCGUCGCCGUCAACCGUCGCCAGAAGCGUAUGAUGGAUAAGGAGAACAAGAAGGAUAAGAAGGGCGGAGGCCGUUCAAGUGCCCGUGCCUCCGGUACCUCCACCCCCACCGAGCAGCCUGCCAGCACUGGCGAGCGGAAGCGCGUUGUUGCUGAAAAUGGCAAGACUUUGAUUGUCGAUUCCAUCGGCAAUGUGUUCCUGGAAGAGCAGAACGAGAAUGGCGAGCGCCAAGAAUUCCUGCUUGACAUUGAUCAAAUUGAACGCCCCACUAUCCGUGAAACAAUGCUGUGCAAGCUUCCUAUCUGGUGCUUUAACAGUACCGUUGGUCGGGUGCUGGGAACUUCUGCUGACGAGGAAGUGGAGUCGGAUGAGAGCGAGGAGUCUUUUGUCGAGGAGGCUGAGACUACUGCCACCUCCAAGCCUCGUUCUCGGAAGCGUGGAAAGCGCUCCCAGCGAUCAUAG
Molecule: messenger RNA, 1161 nt
Organism: Penicillium paradoxum
Lineage: Eukaryota; Fungi; Ascomycota; Eurotiomycetes; Eurotiales; Aspergillaceae
Exons: 3
Coding region: 1-1161 (386 amino acids)
Cellular component (GO): endomembrane system
Source: RefSeq, a predicted model, not a curated record